Molecule: messenger RNA, 2804 nt
Organism: Oppiella nova
Lineage: Eukaryota; Metazoa; Arthropoda; Arachnida; Sarcoptiformes; Oppiidae
Source: the annotation of a GenBank genome assembly
AUGAUAAAGGGAUUGGGAUUUGGGAAUGGGAUACCAAAUGGUGUAAACGAGUUCUUACAAUUCCUCUUAAAUCGGCAGCUCAUGGGCUUAGGGAAAGACCUAUUGACAAAAGCCCCGGCAAUUAGUGCCAGAACUCAAUCAAAAUCGACUUUUUAUACAGUGAACGCCAACAGUUUGGCGGCACAGGGAGGCCUACAGAUCGGAGAUAUAAUUGUCAGAAUCUGUGGCAAUAGCGUGGAUGACAUGAGACACAAAGAGGCUCAGGAAGCCAUCUAUAGAGCCGGCAAUAGCCUCGACAUCACUGUUCAGAGAGGUGAUAUAAACACGUGGAGACCGAGUGUGACACCAGUCGGGGAGUUAAGACCCUCUGCCGGACAGACCACAUACACGAAGACCUCUUUAGCAAAACCACAACAGAACUCGACGCCAAUCGGAACGGGAUAUAACUCACCGGCGAAGCCCUUCAACAGCCCCAACAUCCCAUCUCUGGUGCACAAGCAGUACAACUCACCCGUGAAUCUGUACUCCGAGAAGAAUAUCGCCGAAACACUUGAGGCUCACACAGAAGUACUGACGACGGGUGCCGUCGGAAUAAACUUCAUGAGACCCGACGCCCCCAUCAAUAAGGAGUCUGCAGUCUAUCAGAUGGUUCACGACGAAGAAGUUAGGAAAGCAAAGGGGGAAUCGGGAUCGAAGUCAGUCUCUCCAGACGUACAUAAUAUCAGAAAUACAGAGACGACAUACAUGUCGACCCGACACGUGGAAGCGCCGGUAGAUAAGCCUCCGUCUGAACGACAGGAGAGAAUAAACCAAAAUAUAUGCUCCGAAUGCGAGAGACUUAUAGUGGGUGUAUUCGUGAGAGUGAAAGACAAGUCACUUCACGCCGAGUGCUUCCGAUGUGCCACAUGUGGGACGUCGUUGAAAAACGUCGGCUACUUCACCAUCAAUGAGAAACUCUACUGCGAUAUACACGCCAAACAAGUGUCUAACCUAAUCACACCCGGCGGUGUCAUACUACCCGUCUCGCCCAGCCAAAUCAGCAACAAUAUCGGCCCCAAUGUGUCAACCAAUUCAUACAACGCUACACAGAAUCGAGUGGCUCAGGGCUCACCACCUAAUCCGGGUCCUGUCCCAUAUCAUAGUACUCAAGGAGUACAUCAAUACAACUCUACUUCAAGCACUCAAUACACUAAAUAUGCUUCAGUCCCGCCACCAGUCGCUCCAAAGCCGACGUUCAAAAGCAACUCAACUCCCGGUGCGGCGCCUUAUUAUGGAAACUCAUACGGCAAUCAAUCUGAUGGUCAGACGGAUGGCUACCGGCCCUUCACAGUGUUUAAUCCGACAAUCACUGCACUCUUUGUCUAUCACUCUAUAUGUCUGCUUCCACUUCACACUCAAUGUCUAAACUCUUUGCACACUUACUGUCACUCUGUGUGUCUGUCCCGUAAUGUAAACGCCCGGUCAGGUCGUCCUAAAUUCCAUUGGCCGCCACCACAGCCACAGCCCAGUAGUGACUACCAGUCCCGUAGUGAAUACCACAAUAGGAAUCCCGUUUACAUCAACUCUAACACCACCGAUAGUAUCGCCACCGGCGCUCACAUGCGCGACAAUACCGGCCCCCGGAGGGAGAGACCGAAAUCCUUUGGGGAGUACUCCUCGCUCUACUCCACCACCACUACCACCCCAUACUCUAUGUCUUCGCACACUGUGUCCCAACACUAUCCCUACUCCAACCCCAACCCCUACCCCUACCCCCCGGACGACCGUAAACGAGCCACAAAUAUAUCGUCUUUUACCCCCAACGGCACCCCCUCUAUAGCCACUUACGCCACUAGCUUUACGCAGCACUCGACUCAACAGCAAACCAAACUACCGGCCCCUACAUCCACGCCGGUCAUCAACGCUCAAAGUUGGACACCAGGUUCGCCCUACUUGUCAUCCAUGAUCGGCCAGUCGUCUAUACCCGGCUCAUCACGAUCGGCGCCCCGUCGGGGCAGAGGUUUACUCAAGGGUCCCAUCACUGGCCCCAGCAUUCCUAUAUGCGGGACGUGUGGGACUCCCAUUCGUGGGCCAUUCAUAGUGGCGCUGAACAAGACGUGGUGUCCGCAACACUUCACGUGCGCUAACCAUCAGUGCAGUCGACCCCUGGAGGACAUCGGGUUCGUCGAAGAGCAGGGAAAGCUGUACUGCGAGACCUGUUAUGAGGCAUAUCUGGCGCCCAUUUGCGCCAAAUGUCACCACAGAAUCAAAGGGGACUGUCUAACGGCGCUGGAGAAGCAAUGGCACCCGGAGUGCUUCAACUGCGGCUACUGUCGCCAACCCUUCGGCAACAGUACCUUCUAUUUGGAAGACGGCGUUCCCUACUGUGAGAAGGACUGGAAUGAACUCUUCACCACCAAAUGCGUGGGCUGUGGGCUGGCCAUAGAGGCGGGCGACCGGUGGGUGGAGGCGCUCAACCAGAACUACCACUCCAACUGUUUCAUGUGCACCGUGUGCCGCAAGAACCUCGAGGGCCAGAGCUUCUACGCCAAAGGGGGCCGACCUUUCUGUAAAUCGCACGCCCGAUAGGCUCGCAGAACCACACGACUAUACCACCGGCACCGGCAGCCUAUCGACUGAAACACAUGAUUUUUGACAUACGAUUCCAUUGUUUUAAUUGUUUUUUGCAGUUGCGGUCAGGGUUUACCCGUUGCUGGUCGACCCCCUCCACACACUAUACCCACACCUCCUAUCGAUUGUUAGUCUCCGGAAUGGAUAUUAUUAUUGAAUUUGUUUUGUUUUUGUCCCAAAAUAUUAUAGACUUU